UGGCGGGGCACAGCUAGCUGUCCGUCAGUACCCGGUACUACUAUGGGAUACGCCGCGGUUUCCCUCCACCCGGGUUACCGCUUGAAGCUGUCCCUUUAACGCGCCUCCACCUGAGCCUGCCCUACGAACAUGGCGGAGUCCGGCGGGGAAGAGUUCGUCUCGCUGGGGCAGAGCAGCAUGGCUGACAAGAACAGCAGCAUGAAAUGCACCUUUUCCGCUCCAGGCCAUAGCACAACCGUUCUGCAGGGACUGACUGCACUACGAGCACAGGGCCAGCUGCUUGAUGUCAUUCUUACCAUAAACAAUGAAGUAUUCCAAGUGCACAAAGUGGUCCUAGCUGCCUGCAGUGACUACUUUAGGGCGAUGUUUACAGGAGGAAUGAGAGAAGCCAGUCAAGAUGUUAUUGAACUUAAAGGAGUAUCUUCUAGAGGACUGAGACAUAUCAUUGAUUUUGCAUACAGUGCGGAAGUUACUCUCGAUCUAGACUGCAUUCAUGAUGUCCUUGGAGCUGCUGUUUUUCUCCAAAUGGUACCUGUUGUGGAACUUUGUGAAGAGUUCCUGAAAUCUGCUAUGAGUGUGGAGACUUGUCUAAAUAUUGGGCAGAUGGCAACAACUUUCAGUUUGGCAUCUCUGAAAGAAUCAGUUGAUUUAUUCACUUUUAAACAUUUUCUUAAAAUUUCUGAGGAAGAAGAUUUUCUUCAUUUGCCUCUGGAACGGCUAGUUUUCUUCCUCCAAAGUAAUAAGUUAAAAAACUGCAGUGAAAUAGAUUUAUUUCAUGCUGCAAUCCGUUGGUUGCAGUUUGACUAUUCCCGACGAGCAAAUGCUAGUCAAGUUCUUUGCCACAUUCGCUUUCCAUUGAUGAAGUCUUCCGAGCUGGUGGACAGUGUUCAGAUUGUGGACAUCAUGGUAGAAGACGUGUUAUGCCGACAGUUUCUGCUUGAGGCCUUCAACUACCAAAUUCUUCCAUUCCGCCAGCAUGAAAUGCAGUCUCGUAGGACCAUUAUUAGGUCAGAUGUAUGCUCACUUAUAACGUUUGGUGGAACGCCUUAUACCGAUAAUGAUCGAACAGUAAGCACUAAAGUAUAUUACUUGCCAGAUCUGACUGCUCGUCAGUUUAAAGAACUCAAUGAAAUGGAGAUUGGUUGUAGCCAUGCUUGUGUUGCAGUCCUGGACAAUUUUGUAUAUGUUGUAGGAGGACAGCAUUUGCAAUAUCGAAGUGGUGAAGGUGCUGUUGAAGUAUGUUUUCGCUAUGACCCUCAUUUAAAUCAGUGGCUGCGAAUUCAACCCAUGCAAGAGAGCAGAAUUCAGUUUCAACUGCAUGUCUUGUAUGGCAUGUUAUAUGCAACUGGGGGAAGAAACAGAUCAGGAAGUUUGGCAUCUGUCGAAAGGUAUUGUCCAAGGAAGAAUGAAUGGACAUAUGUCUGCUCUUUAAAACGCAGAACUUGGGGUCACGCAGGUGCUACACUUCAAGGCAGACUAUAUAUUUCAGGUGGCUAUGGAGUAUCCGUUGAUGACAAGAAAGCCUUGCAUUGUUAUGACCCUUCUUUAGAUCAGUGGGAAUUUAAGACUCCAAUGAAUGAGCCAAGAGUUCUUCAUGCCAUGGUAGGGACCAAGAACAGAAUUUUUGCUUUUGGUGGUAGGAUGGAUCAUGUUGAUCGAUGUUUUGAUGUUUUGGCCGUUGAGUAUUACACUCCAGAGACUGACACGUGGACAACUGUAAGUCCAAUGAGAGCUGGACAAUCUGAAGCAGGCUGCUGUCUUUUAAAGCACAAAAUUUUUAUUGUAGGGGGCUACAACUGGCACUUGAACAACGUGACUAGCAUUGUACAAGUAUACAAUACAGAAACUGAUGAAUGGGAAAGGGACUUGCAUUUCCCAGAAUCCUUUGCAGGAAUAGCUUGUGCAUCAGUUAUACUACCACAGGUUACAACUCAGAGCUAACCAAAUAUAACAUUUCACAUGGACUUGAACUCCUCUUUGUAUUAUUUCAAUUUGUAUUGCCCAAAGAACAGUAAACUAAAAAGGUGUUCUGUACCUAAAGAUGCAUUAAAGCCUCUGUGUUCUGCAUACUCAUACCAUCUUUGUCUACACACUGUAUUUCCUGCAAUGUUCAUAUAUCACUAAGUAUUGUGCUUUUAUUCUAAAUGAUACUGUGAAACUAAAAGC
Messenger RNA from Bufo bufo (common toad), 2166 nucleotides. It is a transcript of the gene KLHL26, whose product is annotated as kelch like family member 26. Bases 130 to 1941 code for a protein of 603 amino acids. Gene Ontology annotation, molecular function: protein binding. The record is from RefSeq and is a predicted model, not a curated record. NCBI's taxonomy places the organism in Eukaryota, Metazoa, Chordata, Amphibia, Anura, Bufonidae. The transcript is spliced from 3 exons.